AUGCAGGUCCUUGCUCUGCUCCCGCUCGUCCUCCUGGCCCUGCUGCCCACAGCCGGCACUACCAACCCAGGCCAGUCCUGCCCGUCAGAGAUUAACAAGGUCAAGGACCUCCUGGAGGUGAACUGCACAGGGCAGGCUCUCAGUGUGGUGCCCCCAGACCUGCCCGCGGACACGGGCAUCCUGCUGCUCAGCACCAACCAGCUGGUGUCCCUCUCCACCGCUGCCUUCCUGCCCCUCACCCAGCUGCAGGACCUCGACCUGACCGACAACAGGCUGGUGGAUCUGCACACCGGGCCCCUGCUGCUGUCCCUGAGGGAGCUGAUCCUCUCCCACAACAUGCUGAGGACCCUGCCCACCCUGCAUGGCCUGCCUGAGCUCACCCACCUGGCCGUGGCCCACAACAACCUGGUGACGCUGGCCCCGGGGGCUUUCCUCACUGUGCCAUUGCUGCAGGACCUGGACCUGCGAGGGAACCAGCUGCAGACACUGCCCCGGGAGGCCUUUGUGGGGCUGAGGGAACUGAAGUACUUGGACCUCUCAGACAACCUCCUGGCGGAGCUCCCUGAGGAGCUGCUGCAGGAUCUGCAAAAGCUGGAGACCCUCUGGCUCUCAGGGAACCGCCUGCAGACCCUGCCCACCAACUUCUUCCCUGAGGGGCACUUCUUUGCAUACGUCUUCCUCACUGAGAACCCCUGGCAUUGCAGCUGCGACCUGCACUACCUGCGGACCUGGAUCCGGGAGAACUAUGGCAGUGUCUACCAGCCGGAGCGGGGCCUGGAGAAUACAAAGGUGGAGGUUGCCCCUGAGAAGGUGCUGUGCCACAGCCCCCCUGAGCAUUUGGGGAAGCCCAUCAUCUACUUCAAGUCCAACUGCCACAACAUAGGGGAUGCAGUUGAGGAGGAGCAGGAUGACUACUAUGAGGGGGAAGAAACGAUGGAGAAAACUACCAGGAUCACCACCUUCCCCUCACAUCCAUCCAUCCCCAAAGAGCACACUACCAUGCCCCAUGCUGUUACCUGGCCUCCCCUCGCUACCACAAGACCUCCCCUCAGCACCCUCGCCCCAAGCACUUUGCUUGCAAUGACCACAAGCACCAGAGCUCCCAGCACCACCGGUCCUGCGCCAGCCAGUCCCACUGUCACACCCACACAGGCCCCCAGCACUGCCGCCACCCUCAUUGCUGCUCCUGCCAGCACCCUCCACAGAUCCACCACCCUCGCUUCCACCACCUCACUGCCGACCACCAUGAUCACCAGACUUCCCAGCACCAGCAGCCAUCCCCAAACCACCCUCACCACCAGCACUACCAACACCUAUCCCACUCUCAUGGUGUCCACUAGCACAUUUCCCACCACCUCCACGGCAGUGCCUCCUACUACCCUGCUAGAGACCUCUUCCACUGUCAGAUCUUCAUCUCCUCUGAUGUCAGCCACACCAGUGGUCUCUACCACCGUGCUUUCCACUCAUGCCCCCACACUGCCAGCUCCCCUGGGCACCACACGCUUCACCCCGCCUGCACCUUCCCCUCCACCUCCUCCCCUCUGCCCGUGCUCCACCCCAGGACCAGCCGUGCUGCGCUCGUGGGCAGGUGGGGAGGGUCCACAGUGGGGGCAGGGAGUGCUGAGGCAUUGCUGCCUAUUGCACUGGGUGCUCUACCUGGCCUGCUUGGUUCUGCUGGUCCUGACCGUGCUGGCUCUAGCGGGCUUGCUGGCGUGGAUGUGUCUGGUGGGACUGCCCUCCUGGCACAAGCCCCUGCAGACCCAGGAGGUGCAGUAUCCGCUGAGGAGGUGGAGGGAGUCGACAGAAAGCCCUGUGAUGCAUCUCAGCAGCUUCAAAAGCCCCCUCCAGCGCCCCAUGUUCUGUACCAUCAAGGAAGUAGAGUUGUGCCCUGAGGUCACUUACUGCACGAUUAAAGACCUGGGGACACAGCGCAGUCCUCCUGCAAGUUCCUCUUUCUGCACCACAAAGGAGUUGUGGGUCCACCACAGUCCUCUGAAUGCCUCAUUCGAGUCGUUCUCCAGGAAGCUGAUGGUCACAAACCUCAGCUCCCUGAGGACCCCUUCUGCUUACAGCCUGGACAGGGGUGUCAAGGCCAUCGGUGAUGUCAGAGUGAAAUAUGCUGGCAACACCUUGUAA
This is a messenger RNA of Nipponia nippon (crested ibis), 2136 nucleotides long. RefSeq names its product glycoprotein Ib platelet subunit alpha (gene GP1BA). Gene Ontology annotation, biological process: long-term memory. Gene Ontology annotation, cellular component: plasma membrane. Gene Ontology annotation, molecular function: protein binding. The record is from RefSeq and is a predicted model, not a curated record. NCBI's taxonomy places the organism in Eukaryota, Metazoa, Chordata, Aves, Pelecaniformes, Threskiornithidae.